AUGAGCGGGGAGGAUAAGGACGCCAGGUUGAGGAAAUGGCCCGAUGACCCUGAUAUUCGACCCUCACCAGCGGCGGAGAGUCCCGCUGCAGCCACAGGUGUGCCGAGUGCUGGCUCGGAACAAUCUAAAGCAGGCGGGCAGUCGCAGUCUCAACCACAAUCGAAGAACUUUGAAUUUGUUCUGGUGACCGACAACGAGUCUCGCCGUCAGGUUCGGCGCCAUGCUAUGCGCCAGUAUAUGCACCAGCGCCGCAUAGAUAGUAUUACACGGUUAGGGGUGACACGAGCGCCUGCUGCUGACUGGACGACUCGUCCUAUGUCAAAUGAACCCCGUCCGCAACUAGCAGGUGCAAGCACUCAUGAUGAGCAGAAUGAUGUCUCUAGUAAAAGGAGGAGAAAUUCGCCACCAACUGCGGAAGAGCAGUUCACUGAAGUAGAAGGGAAAACGCCUCCUCGUCAAUUAUUGCCGAGAACCGAGAAGGUUAAACGCGAACCUACCAGUCCUUUGCUUGUCCCGAAGCUUCGGUAUAUCCAGCCUCAACUCGUGCCUGACCAUGGCGCAGAUCGGGACCCUUUCAGCUCAUAUCCGGUGCCCAUCAAAGGUGCUGAUCACGAGUUGAUCCAACAUUUCGUCGUGACGUAUCCAUCUAUGAUGUACAAGUUCAUUGACUCCGCUGCAAACAACUUGAAUCCCAUGAAGGAGAUAUUCAAGCAGUUGGCUCUCAAUGAUGAACUCCCGUUUCAGGCGAUGCUGGCAAUUGCCUCGAAACAUCGUGCAGGAGUUGAUGGGAAAACAGAGUCGGUUCAGAGUCUUACCCACAAAAUGCGGGCCCUGCGAUUGAUGAACGAGCGCAUCCAGACGGACUCGAAAACGGCGAAUGACGGGACUAUCUAUGCUGUUGCCACAAUGGCUGUCAUUGAGAAAUGGUCGAAAGAUGCGUCGAUUGAGCGUAUGCACUUCAGGGGGCUUGCCUCCAUGAUCAGGAACCGAGGGGGUAUGCAGGUAAUGCAUAACUCGAGUCCAUUCCUGGGCAAAGUUCUCUACUGGGUGGAUUUUAGCUGCGCUUCAAAGGCCACAGUCGGUACCGCACUCCCUUGGACCGGCACUAUACCAGAUACUCCACCAACUGGCUUUGACUUCCUCGAUCCUGAGGUACACUUUUAUACUGCUCAUAACUCGGCUGCCCAAGGUGACAUCGAGAUGGUCUGCGACCAAUAUCGCGCCUGCGAGGACUUCCUCCGCUUCUUCCGCCACUUACAUGAACUCGAACGUACUGCUCUAAACUCACCUUCUGCCCUGGCAUCUACAGAUACACCAUCGCGUGUCAAAAACUUCGUCCCAGGUACAAAGCUACAUUCUAUCCUAACCCUACUUCCAGACUACGACCACGGGAUCCGCGACAUCCGUUUCAUUGACGAAUACACCUGCAUGUCCUGCCUUUUCUUCAUCGCUGUAGCUCUCUACCACAGUUACUCCACCUCCACCCCCUUCGAUCCCUAUCUCCAGUGGCUUGAACACGCAAUCGACUGCAUAAACCCACAUGAAAACCCAAGCAUAACAUCUAUACUAUGGCUUUUCCUGCAAACUACAGGGUUCAUGCCGGACGAAGACCACGACAACUCCAGCGCCCGAUGCUGGGUCGUUUCGCGCAUGGUCCGCAUCACAAAACACCUCGAGUGGAAACGCCACGGCACAAUCUGGGACACCAUCCGCCAAGUCCUCAUAAACUUCAUCCUUACACAGCAGGAGUGCGCUCUUGGCGAAGAAACAGUCGACACCGAAGCCCUUGCUGCAAGGGCGAAAAUGAGAGAUUCCGCACUCUGCGGCGAGCGAGGGUAUUUCUGGGACGAAGACGAAUUGCGUCGUGAGAUAUUGGAGAUUAGGGUUCCGGCGCGCAGUGAGCUGGAAUAUCUUCCCGCGGUUGACGAUCUCAAUGCCCCUGUUUUAAAGUAG
Molecule: messenger RNA, 1953 nt
Organism: Aspergillus puulaauensis
Lineage: Eukaryota; Fungi; Ascomycota; Eurotiomycetes; Eurotiales; Aspergillaceae
Exons: 4
Coding region: 1-1953 (650 amino acids)
Source: RefSeq, a predicted model, not a curated record